Molecule: messenger RNA, 2201 nt
Organism: Pygocentrus nattereri (red-bellied piranha)
Lineage: Eukaryota; Metazoa; Chordata; Actinopteri; Characiformes; Serrasalmidae
Product: very low-density lipoprotein receptor-like
Exons: 12
Coding region: 27-1655 (542 amino acids)
Molecular function (GO): protein binding; calcium ion binding
Source: RefSeq, a predicted model, not a curated record
GUUAGCAGAGGUCGCUGUAGUGAAGCAUGGAGCUGCCCGGGCUUCUGCUGUUGGUGACCGGCUUUCUGCGCUCAAACUGCGCCGCAGGUGUAGGACAGUGUAGUCUGGAGGAGUUUCCUUGCACUGCAGACGGGGUCCACCAUCCUUCCUCUUCCAGCUGUGUGUCUCUCUCCGUGGUGUGUGACGGCCAGCCGGACUGUCAGAAUGGAGCCGAUGAGCGACCGGAGAAAUGUGGAGGAGCAAAACCAAAGUCCUGCCGCAGCUCUGAGUUUAGCUGCUCUAACGGGCGGUGCGUGCCACACUCAUGGAGAUGUGACCACUACAGAGACUGUGAGGAUGGCAGUGAUGAAGACAACUGCAGUCAGAAUGAGUGUGAGGUGAAUAACGGCGGCUGUUCUCACAUCUGUCUGGAUCGGCCACUGGGCUUCGUGUGCGAUUGCCCCCCCGGCAUGCGGCUGCUGCAGGACACUCACUGUGAAGAGGUGGAUCCCUGUCUGGACGCCGAUGUGUGUGAUCAGCUGUGUGUCCAGUCUAGCGGCUCUCUUACAUGUGGGUGUGAGGAGGGGUACCAGGAGACGUCAGAGAGUGGGCGGUGCCUGUCCACAGGUGAUGCUACAGGUCUGGUUUUCUCCAGCAGUGCAGAGAUUGGCUGGAUGAGCAGCUCCGGCUCAGAUCAGAGGAAAAUCUCAGACAGUACAGGAGCUGCUGGGCCUUUAGCAGCAUCCAUAGCAAAUGGUGCCAUCUACUGGAGCAACCCUGAGCACACAGGAGUCUACAGGUUGUCUCUGGCUGAUGGAGAUCAGACGCCUGCCGUGCUGUUUGAAGGCACCAGAGGAAUUGUGGGAUUGGCUGUGGACUGGGUGCAUGAGCUUCUGUACUGGACCAGCAAUCACACUCGAGCUUUACACGUCUCCUCUCUGAACGGAUCAGAACAGCACGGAGCGCUAAUCACCGGACUGACCCAACCAGCCGCUGUCGCUGUUCAGCCUCUGCUGCGGCUGCUUUUCUGGGCAGAUGGUGGGGUUUCACCCAGGAUUGAGUGCUCCAGUCUUGAUGGAAUGGACAGAAAAGCCCUGGUUACCUCAAUAAUCCGCAACCCGGUCUCCAUCUCUUUAGAUAUCCCGCGUGGGCUGCUGUACUGGGCGGACUCAGGGCUCCACACCAUAUCGCGGAUCAGAUACGACGGGCAGCAUCGUAAGAUGGUGGUGGAAUCAAACGGUUAUCUGGAUGAGCCGUUUGGACUGGCGGUAUUCGAGGAUCGUGUGUACUGGAGUGACCACUUGACCGGCUCGAUCUGUAGCGCAGAUAAACAUAAUGGGAGGUCGCUGAGAGUGACUCAGAACGCUGGGACACGUUCCCCUGCAGGACUGCUGAUCUACCACCCACUCAUCCAGCCCACGGGUGCGGUGUUGUCUCCGCCUGAGCCUGACGCCGAUACUGCCGACUCCCCCUGGAUUCUCUCUCUGAUUGUUUUUCUCUGCGUUCUGCUGGCAGUUCUCCUGCUGUGCUGGAGGAGAUCAGAUACGGCUGCUUCUUCCUCGCUUCCCAGCUUUGGGGACGCCGCACUGAAGGAGUCGCAGGAUCCCCUCGUCCCGUCUGCACACACCCACACACAAACAGAUAAAAACGGCGCAUGCAUCGAUUUAUCGCUCUGACACAAGAAAGGAGGAAAUGGACUUGAGCUGCUGUGGCUUUUGGAAAGAGUGUGUCCAGCCGUGUGACGUGUUUUUCGUGACCCUCCCGAAUGACUCGACGCUCGCUCCUGAAAAAAAGGCCUUGUAAAGGUUCUGGAUCUGGAAAAAGAUGUGGGCGGAGCCCUAAAAUGACCAGAACAGUUUAAUUUAUGAUUCACAAACUCACUUUAGAGUUUCUGUAGACGAUUCUUCUCCAUCUGACUCAGAGUCGUUUCUGUAGACGAGUCUUUUGUGAACAUAAGUAGCUUCUACCGUCUUUAUUUGACUCCUUUUUUCUAGAAUGAAUCUGAGUCACUUAGGUAAAGAAUCAUUUGCUGAAGUUAAUGAUGAAUCUGAAUUGGUCAAACAAAUCUUUUACUUCAUUAGGGUCACCAACCUUGUAUCUACUCUCACUGUCCACUUUAUCAGCUCCGCUGGCCGUACUGUCUCACACUGUAGUUCUACAGUUACAGACUGUAGUCCAUCUGUUUCUCUGAUACUCUGUUACCCUGUUCUUCAGUGGUCAGG